This is a messenger RNA of Panthera uncia (snow leopard), 734 nucleotides long. RefSeq names its product retinoic acid early transcript 1E-like. Gene Ontology annotation, cellular component: external side of plasma membrane. The record is from RefSeq and is a predicted model, not a curated record. Gene Ontology annotation, biological process: immune response; antigen processing and presentation of endogenous peptide antigen via MHC class Ib; positive regulation of T cell mediated cytotoxicity. The transcript has 3 exons. Bases 1 to 585 code for a protein of 194 amino acids. Lineage: Eukaryota; Metazoa; Chordata; Mammalia; Carnivora; Felidae.
AUGGCAUCCAGGCACUUUGCUAAAGCUCAGGCAGCAAAAGAUACUCACUCUCUCUGCCUUGACCUCACCGUCAAAUCUCAGUCUGGACCCGGACACCCUUGGUAUGAAGUGCAGGCCUCAGUGGGCAAAAAGCCUGUCUUUCAGUAUGACAGUGACAGCAGCAAGAUGAAACCUUUGGGUCUCCUGGGGGCGAAAGUAAAUGCCACCAAAGCAUGGACAGAAUUGACCCAGACGCUGGGAGAGGUGGGGCAAGAGCUCAGGAUGAUCGUGUCUGACAUCAAACUGGAGAACAGCGUGACCAGGGGUCCCCCCACCCUGCACAUCCAGCUGUCUUGUCAGUGUGAAGCAGAACGAGGCACCGCUGCGUCCUGGCACUUCAACAUCAACGGGCAGCCAGCCCUCCUCUUUGACGCGAUGAACAUGACCUGGACAGUCACGAGUCCUGGAACCAGAGGCGUCAAGGAGGAGUGGGAGAACAAGGGACUGGCAGACUAUUUCAGGAGGAUCUCAAUGGGAGACUGCCGUCACUGGCUUAGGGAAUUCUUAGAACACUGGGAGAAAGUGCCAGAGCCCCCAGGUAACUGAACAGGGGGAGGAGGAUGCAGUACAUCUCUUUAAAGGUCUAAUGCCUUCCCUGUGUGGAUAGGGCAUGUGUGUGCAAUUAAAGAUGGGAAGGAUCCAUCGACUGACUGGCCUCUUGGUGGACUGGAGAGUCAGUGACUGCCACAGGACCU